AAAACUUUAACUUAUAACAUAAAAAGUCAACAGCAACACUGAAUAGUCUAAUAAAAUAAACCUUUAUAUUUUUAUAUUAUUAAUAUUCAAACGUUUCUCAGCUUUAACAAACUGUCUACUGGUUUUUUGAUUUGUCAUAAAUAAAUUCAAUAUCGGUAUCAUAAAUGGGGGAUGAAAAGUCUGAAGAUCUUUCGCAAACGGAAUUAUCAAACUGUGAGAAUGUUAAAGAAAAUGAACCAAAAGAUAAUGAAAAUAAUGGUAAAGCAGAUAAAAUGAAAGUUGACAUAUUGCUUAAGGCCACUGGUAAUGCUCCCAUUAUGAAGAAAAAAAAGUGGGCUGUAGAUGCAGAAAAACCUAUUGGCUGGAUUAUGGAGUUUGUUAAGAAAUAUUUAAAACUCGAACCUGAAGAAAAAUUGUUCCUUUACGUUAACCAGACGUUUGCACCAUCACCAGAUCAAAUAAUAAGAAACUUGUACGAGUGUUUUGGUACUGAUGGUAAACUAGUACUACACUACUGUAAGAGUCAAGCGUGGGGUUAAGAAUACAAGUGUGAUUUGUAUUACUGAUAACAAUUUAAAAGGCAUACAUUUUAUUUUUACCGACUUCAAAAAGGAGGAGGUUAUCAAUUUGUCUAUAUUUUUUUUUGUGCAUUUAUCAGUCAUGCUGUUGAUGCAUAAAUGAAUAAAUAACUGUUUUACUGAUAGGCACUUAAUUUAUACUUAAAAUACAACAUACUAUCCACAGUCAGUUUGUAUGUCUAAUGCGAUAAAUAUGUUAAUUUUAUAUUAUGUAUGCUCUAUUUAUUUAAAUAUAUGUAAGAAUAUAUUAAUUUUACUUUAAAUGCAUUGUGAUAAAGUUUUAUUUAAUUUGUUAAUCAUACAUCAAAGACAAUUUAAUAUUUAAUUGAUUUAGCUCUAAGUAUAGAAAGUAAUGAAACAAAGUUACUGUAUAAAAUGUAAUAAAUAUAAUAAAAUUAUCAAUAUUAUGAAAUACAA
Messenger RNA from Vanessa tameamea, 995 nucleotides. It is a transcript of the gene Atg12, whose product is annotated as autophagy protein 12-like. The record is from RefSeq and is a predicted model, not a curated record. Gene Ontology annotation, cellular component: Atg12-Atg5-Atg16 complex; cytoplasm; phagophore assembly site membrane. The transcript has 3 exons. Gene Ontology annotation, biological process: autophagy of mitochondrion; nucleophagy; C-terminal protein lipidation. The coding region runs from base 165 to 539 and encodes 124 amino acids. Lineage: Eukaryota; Metazoa; Arthropoda; Insecta; Lepidoptera; Nymphalidae.